Molecule: messenger RNA, 856 nt
Organism: Musa acuminata subsp. malaccensis (wild Malaysian banana)
Lineage: Eukaryota; Viridiplantae; Streptophyta; Magnoliopsida; Zingiberales; Musaceae
Product: probable ascorbate-specific transmembrane electron transporter 1
Molecular function (GO): oxidoreductase activity
Source: RefSeq, a predicted model, not a curated record
CCAUGCAACGAACGCCCCCCUCGACGCCAUGCCCAACACGGUGAAGCCUGCGUUCCUGGUCGCCGCCCAUGUCACCAAAGUCGCCCAUGUGCUCGCCCUCACGGUGUUCGUCCUCGUGCUCGCGUGGGUUCUGCACUUCCGAGGCGGCGCCGCCAGGCUGCACUCGGAUGACCCCAAUCUCAUCUUCAAUGUGCAUCCUCUUGUGAUGUGUAUGGGGUUCAUUCUGGUGAUCGGAGAAGGUAUCAUGGCUUACAAGACAAUCCCAGCUCGGAAGGAAACACAGAAGUCUGUCCACCUGAUGCUUCAUCUAGUUGCACUGGUCCUCGGAAUCCUUGGCAUCUAUGCUGCCUUCAAGUACCACAGCGCCAACACCAUGCCCGACAUGUUAAGCUUGCAUUCCUGGUUGGGCAUGUGCACCAUCUGCUUAUUCGGCUUGCAGUGGCUGUUCGGGUUCGUGAACUUCUGGUUUCUGAAAGCGUCGGAGCCGACGAGAAUAUUGCUGCUCCCAUUGCAUGUUUCUGCCGGGCUAGCAAUCUUUCUAUUGACGGUGUGCACGGCGGAGACGGGAUUUGUGCAGAUCGAUGCAGCGCCGGGAGCAGAAUCUCGAUUGAUCAACUUCACUGGCCUAUUCAUCCUGCUGUUUGCUGUGGCCGUGAGCAUUUCAGUGGCCCUUCCCAGGGUGUCCAUUUAGACCUUGAUAUGCUAGAGAUGUUUGAGUAUUAUUUGCCUUGUGUUUUCUCUCUAUUUUUGAUGUCAUUGGAGCGAGAAAGAGCGAGUGUGCAGUAUGUUUCUAUGGUUUGCCUAUUCAACUAGCUGAAUAAAACAAGACAUGAGAAUGCUGAUUCUUUACCGCCUA